AUGUCAAAAUCUCCGCACAGGACAAGUCUGCAAUCGCUUUACCCGAUCAUCGUUCUUCUUACACAUUUGGCCCUUGCAUCCAAGUGAGUCUAUGUUAUUUAUUAUAUCUGCAAGACUUGACUCGAAGACGACGUGAAAUAAAAAUAAGUCGGUGAUGAUAGGAUACCAGAUCAAAAUAGGAUUUUUCUGGAUUAGAAGCGGCCUGUGAUGUAUUUGAGCUCCUUUAACUGAUCUGAAAGUGGGUCAGCUCAAACACAGACUUGUUUAUUGUAAAUAAUUUAUGCUAUUUUCACGAACAGAUCACACUGUGACUCAGUCUGCAGACUUUUUUCUCGAGUUAUGGGAAAACAUUAAAAAGGUUCGGCUCGGAUUAGACUUUACUUCAAAAAAGUGGAAUAACAGGGCAGGGAGACUCUAGGCCUAGUUUUUGAUCGAGACGUCUGUCGGAACAGAUUUGUCAAGUCUGUCAGUCUAUACACGAAGAAUAAGAACACAAGUCUGGCAAACGUUUUCUGGAAUGUCUCGACCGAAAUACCCUGAAAAAGACAUCAUUCGAGCCGUGGCAAAGUGUUUCUUUCUUGGAAUUGAAUGAGACUAAAAACAACCAGUCGCACUUUUUCAGUUCGUGGAGGAUACGAAGAGAUCUUGUUGGGGAAGAAGAGGAGAUAAUGCCGGCGGAGGAGUGCUAUCACAAGUACAGCGAGGACAACCACUACAAGGUGUUCUCGAACUUUUUGAACCGCAAGAACUCGUCGCAUUAUUCACCGAUCGCGCCCUCCUAUCAACAGGCCAUUCUCAGGCUGCAGGUACGUUCACGCAUUUCUAUCAUCUUGUGAGGGUGGGGGGACAAAUUCAAGCGUAGGUGGGAGAUGAGAUAUAGAUGUGCAUCUCAUCUGACAUUUCCAACUGACCAUUGAAACAUUUUGUAUGCCAACCAGUAAUUUUUAAUCAGUCAAAGUCAAAAUGCUGAAUAUUUUACUCGAGCGUUUGAACGAUCGUUGCUGGAGUGUAGGGAUAUGUCUCGAUUCACUGCAAAUGAUGUCAUUGUUAUGAUGCUGAUCUCUGAGCAGUUCUUCUCUUCGAGGGGUAGGGGUACCAUUCAUAUUCAGACUUUGGCUGCAACUCUUUCACUCAUUCAUUCAUUCGUUUUCUCAUUGAAUGUGUAAAUCUGUGAGAUUAAGUAGCACACUUGGGGGUUGGGGGUACAUGACGAUGGAAAAACGUGACGAGUGAUGUUUGCAGACGAAGGGACUCAAGCACGGUGAGCAGAUCACGAAGAGCUCUUCCAAGUGUAACAGUAAGAAACUGGACACUAUCAGCGCAGAGACGCCUUUGAGGGAAAGGGCACUUUGCAAGUUCGAAUAUGUUCUCAACUACAAUCCAAGAGUGAGAUCAUGAGAAUGAUGACGUUGCAUAGAAUUCAACUAAAUUUCAGCGACUACCAGCUGCGCUCACAGAAGUCAAAUGCAGCUGUCCCAGACCGAAUCCGAAACUGGUAGGCAGACGCAUUUUCGAGUGUGAACACCUUCGGUAUCAAGUAAGUGCGAAUUUCAGAAAGUCUGAAAAGUGUGAGGUCUAAUUUUCCAGGUCCGAGUCUUGAUGUGGGAUGAACAUUGCAACACGUUCCGAGAGCAUAUAGAAACUAUAUCGUUAGCUUGCAUACCUGUCAUUCAGGUAGCUACCGUAACCGCUGAAUCUCAAAAUUAGCUGAUAUUGUUUCAGGCGAACGCGAAUGCAGACGGCGACGAAGACUUCGUGUACACGAUCAAAGCAGAAAUACCAAUCUAA
Messenger RNA from Caenorhabditis sp. 36 PRJEB53466, 1788 nucleotides. The record is from the annotation of a GenBank genome assembly. Lineage: Eukaryota; Metazoa; Nematoda; Chromadorea; Rhabditida; Rhabditidae.